CCGGGUUCUCACUCUCAUCGAUUCUCUUGGGCCGUUCGCAACGUCCCAUUAGGGCCGCCCAGGCCUUCGCAUCCUACUAAUGCCGUCGAUGAGCAGCUCAAUCAUAAAUUUACCUCAUAAACAUCCGCGCGCGAGAGGAUAGGUAAAGAGAGAAGCAAUCCCGCUAUCAUACUGAGCGAUUGCUGUUGUGAUUCCAUAGUUAUAUGCAAUCAUGGACCACUCAGCGCCUUUCGCUCAUCAUCACCAGCAGCAAAACCAGCCAGCUUCUUUCGAAUCCGAAAAAGUCGACUAUGGCUUUGACAGUUUGCUCGGUCACGAUACAUGCCUGACACAUGGUCUCGAUUCUCUCGGUACCUGCAACAACACUGAGAACGCUUGUCUCGACCAACGCUGUUUUGACCACUAUGGUAAAACUGCUACCACCAAGAACGCUCUUGACAUCGGCCUCGAUCUUAAGAACGGUACUGAUACGGUCUCUCAGCGUCAUGACCAGGUCAACAGCACCCGUUCCACAAGGGCAAAAAGCCGUAGCCAACCAAACAUAUCCAAUUCUCCUGCAAGAACAUUGUCUACUGCGGCAAUGAGAGUCUCAGCGCACCGACAAAAGCGAAGGAGACAGUCUGAGCAGACGCAUCAGUAUCAUAAACAACUGGAAUAUCCGCAGUCUUCGCAUGUGCAUCAAAUGCACUCUCCUCAUAGCAUUCAACAGGAUCAGAAUCUCCAGCAUAUCGACCCCACAGCUGUUCUCCAGACCGUCAACGAGAAUCUGCAGCACAACUUCAACAUGCCACUGUUAGACAGCCAACAUACAUCCUUUGGAGAAUUCCAACACCAAAACCAUGCAUUCCCAGUGCCCAGUCUCUAUGAUCGUUGGCCACAAGCCAUUGCUCCCUCCUGGGCCAACAUGAUGGGACAGGCCAGCGUCGCCAAUUGCAUGCCGAUGCCGUGGACACAACAUAUGGGAUGCAACAACGCCACCUCUGUUGACUGCACUUCUGCGUGCGGCGACGCCAAAUGCUGGAGUCAAUGUGGCGACGGAGAUCAUGCGGACUGCUGCUUCGAUACUUCUUGUGACGAGUUUGAUUUCUCCCAUGCUGCUUGUUGCUUUGAACCCACUUGUGCUGCCCUUGAGCCAUGCCUUGACACCUCUUGCCAGGAGGCCGCAAUCCCCUGCAACGAUUCCCAUUGCGUGAGCACCACCGUGUCAACCACUCCGGCGUCUGUGUCUGUUACAACACCCUCGGCAGAGCCUGAACCCGUGGUCAAUACCCUAAUGAGUCCAGUCGAACCAGGCCAGGGCGUUCCUUUGGAUAUUGACUCCGUGAUCGGGCAGGACUUUGGCCAUUUCUCUCAUGAAAUCGGACCUAGUUUUACUGAUGAUCUCAACCAACACGUCGGAAACCUUGCAAGGCGUCCAAGUGGCCCAGGGCUAAGCCACAAUGGCGCCUUUUCCAUGCCCUCACAAUCUCCCACACCGAAAACCGAGUUGGCUGAGAAGCAAGCUAUAAAGGGAGAAGCCGAGUUCACCUGCCAAUGGCUCUGUGAGGGAGAUGGAGUCCUCUGUUCCAAAAGGUUUGGAAGUAAUAAAGAACUCCAGGACCACUGUAAGAAUGAGCAUGUCAAGACUCUGCAGAAGGGCGAAAAUGGGUUUUGCUGCACAUGGUACGCUUGUAUAAGACCCGGUCCAUUCUCACAAAAGAGCAAACUGGAACGACAUAUGCAGACACAUACCGGAUACAAACCCGUCAAAUGCGAGAUUUGCGGCAUAAUGCUUUCAGCAAAGCAAUCUCUGGAGCAGCACAUGCGUACCCACUCUGGAGAGAAACCAUGGAAGUGCGAUCGUCCGGGGUGUGACGCGCGGUUCAAACAACAGAGUGCUCUUACCAUGCAUAUGCGCACGCAUACAGGAGAGAAGCCUUUGCAGUGCGAAAUCUGUGGUAAGCGGUUCGGCGAAUCCUCCAAUCUAUCCAAGCACCGUCGCACGCACAAUGUUCGUGGUAACCACGUUUGUGAGCACUGUGGCAAAGACUUUCAUCGGCUGGAUCAACUUCGUCGGCAUCUGCAGACUCAUCUGCAAGAUGGCGGCCGCAAGACUAGCAAAAGCUCAUGAGAUGUAGCCCUGAAACUUCACAGAGUUGAGGAUAUCUCAUUUGAAAGAGAGAGAGAAAAGGGAAAGCUGCCGUCGCUUGGGAUUUUGAGGUCGGUACUGGCGUUGAAGGUUUCCGUAAUUGAGCCCUUUUGAAAUUUGUGAUGAAAACUGGCGUUCCUGGACCAUGCUGCUCCGGGCGAGCCACAUGAUAUUUACGAAGUGAGCGGAAAACUCAGAUAACGGUAGAUAGAUACCCGAUUCCAUAAUGGACACGAAAAAGAUCAAGCUCUCGAUUUGUAUGACCAUGAUCCAGAAUGUUCGGCCAAGCGGGACAGGUACUUGCAGUUUAUAAUUGGUGCAUACUGUCUCCGAUGUUGUGUAAUAAUCUCGUUUUGUCAAUGGGGGAAGACCGGGAGGGGAGUAUUUGAAUCUUCAUUGUCGUCCCCCAUACUGUCCAUUGAGACAUGAGCGAGACAUAAUAUAUUGGCUAACCCGCGGUCCCCUCGAAUUCGAUUCUCCAUGGGAUCAAAUCAUCUUUCACUGCCUUUGGGGGCCAACGCAAUUGUGAGGCAACACGACCAACAGAUGUGCCCAGUUCGUUGAAGAUGAACGAAGAGUUGAAGAAUAAGAAGCUGGGUUUUUUCUGUGCCUUCUUCACUCGUUGAUGGAGUUAUGGUGGGGGUGAUGCAGGUUGGAGCGAUCCGAGGCGCCUCUAAAGACCGACCGAAUGUGGCCGACCCAUACAAAAGAAUUUUAUCAGUAUACCUUAGGCCCAAGAGAUCCAGGGCCAGUUGAAAUCCAGUAGACGAAUUAACAUAAACCAACACAAAAUCUGGAGUAAGUCUCUGGAGGAUCUGGUAAAUUGUAUAUGUUUCAGAUUCCUGCCAGAGCAAUAAAGCUUUGAUUGUCCAAGGCAUACGAUCCCUUCCUACAUGGACACAACCAUCUUGUCACAACUAUCACAAAGACAGACUCAGAACUUCUUGAUCAUGACCUCAUUUUUAUUUUCAAAAGACUGCCUGUCCAGGCAGUCCGUUGUGGACAUGCCGUCCCGAAUCGAGGCCCAAGCCGGGAAAUAAGUACAAGUCAGACCGAGAUUCCCUGAGCCAUGCGAUGCAAAUUUCGAAGCCUUUAGUUCAAAGAAAAAGCACGCCACGCCCUCCAUACCCCGUUUCCUUUCUACCCGUUGUCCUUGUCACGCCAGAAACUACAAGCAUUUUAACUUAAGCCUGCAUUCUUUUCGUCAGUGUUUGGUUCUCGGGACGUGUGUUUUGCCAUAUAGAGUUGUUAAUCCUCCAAAGGCGUCGAAUCAUCGUACCUUGAUGGCGAACUUGCGCUGAGGGAAGUGAACAGUGCGCUUCUUGGUCUUCUCGAGGACACGGGACUUCUCCUCGGGUGAUAGUCGGCGGCGGAUGGCACGAGUCUGCUUGGGUCGGAGGUCGAGAGGGGCGUACUUCUUGUUCUUAUAGAAGAGUCGAAGCUGAGCCCUUUGCUUGGCGUUGAUAACGGUCAGGACACGGGCGAUCGACUUGCGGAUGUCAUGACUGUUUGAAACGUAUUAGCCAUAUGUCGCUAUUGAUUUUACGAUGUCCUCCAACACCACUGUUGCAGAGAGAGAAGUGCUCACAUCCUGUUCAGCUUGGAGCCAGAAGAGGCGACCUUCUGGAUGCGGAGUUGACCAAGCUCGGUCUUGAGCUCAGCGAGCUGCUUUGUCAAAUCAUCCUUGUUCUUGCCCCAGAGCGCACCAGCCUUGACCUUGCCCGACGACUACAACCUGUCAGUGAUUUGUCCUUCCCAUGUUCAUGUUUUGUGGGUUGCUAGAUCGAAACAAUGGCCGAGGUUCGAGAGUGGAAAAACGAUCGUGAAUGUGUUUUGUGUGGUUUGGUCGAUGAAAAGUUCGAAUGGUUUGACAGCCGCACGAGACGGCGACAAAACAAGCCGAC
Molecule: messenger RNA, 4032 nt
Organism: Fusarium verticillioides 7600
Lineage: Eukaryota; Fungi; Ascomycota; Sordariomycetes; Hypocreales; Nectriaceae
Exons: 4
Coding region: 212-2110 (632 amino acids)
Biological process (GO): regulation of transcription by RNA polymerase II
Cellular component (GO): PcG protein complex; transcription regulator complex
Molecular function (GO): DNA-binding transcription factor activity, RNA polymerase II-specific; RNA polymerase II cis-regulatory region sequence-specific DNA binding
Source: RefSeq, a predicted model, not a curated record